AUGUCUUACAAUCAGUAUCCCCCACCUAAUCAACCCCCAUACCCUCCUCACGGGGCACCUCAGGGCUAUUCACAACCGCCAUAUCCGCCCCAGCAGGGCUUCCAGCAGGGCUUCGGCAGUCCCCCUCCCCCUCCGGGUCACUACAAUCGACCUCCUCUGCCCCCUCCGGGACAAGGCGGGUAUCCUCCAGCAUCGGGCUCAGGGUUUCAACACGCUCCGCCUCCACAACCUCCAUACGGUGCUCCUCCGCAUUCUCCAUAUCCACCUCAACAUGGCGGUCCAGGCUACCCUCCAUCCGCAGGAGGAUAUCCACCUCCGGGACCGUAUGGCGCCCCCCAACCUCCCCCGCAACAAUUCCAGGGACCUCCUGCUAUGCCCUCCAUGGGCUACGUUCCGGGUCAGAUGGCACCGGGCGAUUUCCGGCGCGAAGCAGACCUCCUCCGUAAGGCAAUGAAAGGAUUCGGGACGGACGAGAAGGCGCUCAUCCAAGUUCUCGCCAAACUCGAUCCUCUGCAAAUGGCCGCCGUCCGGUCCACAUACAGCAAUCACAUACGCCGCGACCUCUACCGGGACGUCAAGUCGGAAACAAGCAGCUACUUCCGCCAAGGCCUGCUCGCCGUCAUCGACGGACCCCUCAUGCACGACGUCAAUUCCGCGCGCGAAGCAGUCCAGGGCCUCGGCACGAAGGAAUGGCUCCUCAACGACGUUCUCCUGGGCCGGUCAAACGCCGAUCUCAACGCCAUCAAGGCCGCCUACGAGCACACCUUCCACCGUUCCCUCCAAAAGGACGUCGAGGGCGACUUGUCCUUCAAGACGCUGAAUCUCUUCACCGCCAUUCUGCGCGCCACCCGCCACGAGGAGUCCCACCCAAUCAACCCGCAGGUCAUCGAGGAAGAAGCGCGCGCCAUCCACGGCGCGACAAGCGGCCGCAUGGUCAACAACGUCGAUGAGGUCUGCGGCAUCUUCGCCCGUUCGUCGGACAACGAGCUCCGCGCCAUCAACCAGGCGUUCGGCCACCGGUACACCACCUCGCUGGAGAAACACAUCGAAAAGGAAUUCUCGGGCCACAUGAAGGAUGCACUGCUGCAUAUGCUGCACACGGCGCUGGACCCGGCGAUGCGCGACGCAGAGCUGCUCGAGGAAUGCAUGAAGGGCAUGGGCACCAAGGACGAGAAGCUGGUCGUGCGCGUGGUGCGCUUGCACUGGAACAGGCCGCAUCUGAACCAGGUCAAGCGCGCGUACCAACACCGCUUCAACAAGGAUCUCAUUGCCCGCGUUCGCGGGGAGACGAGCGGGGACUACCAGCGACUGAUGGUAGCCUUGCUGGAGUAA
Aspergillus clavatus NRRL 1 is the source of this 1332-nucleotide messenger RNA. RefSeq names its product annexin. Gene Ontology annotation, cellular component: cytoplasm. Gene Ontology annotation, molecular function: calcium-dependent phospholipid binding; calcium ion binding. The record is from RefSeq and is a predicted model, not a curated record. The transcript has 2 exons. The coding region runs from base 1 to 1332 and encodes 443 amino acids. NCBI's taxonomy places the organism in Eukaryota, Fungi, Ascomycota, Eurotiomycetes, Eurotiales, Aspergillaceae.